AUUUUUAUUCUCAUCACUCCUCCAUAUAUACAUUAAUGUAAUUGUUUUACCUAUCUAUAUGGUGUAAUUUUCUAACGAAGGGGUGUUAAAUGACACCUCAAGGACAAGAAUGACUCUAUCAUUGGUCGAACAAAAAUCCUCGAUCACACGCAUUAUCACAUCUUAUCUAGAUCUAAGUACAAUCUAAAAAACUUUGCUUUUACACUAUAUGUUUGCUCUAUAAAUAGUGCACUUUGAGGAUCUUAUUUUCACAUCAACCAAAAUAAGAAUACCGAAUAAUCUAACUCACUAUUCCUCUCUCUUUCAAUGGCAUUGAAGGUUGUAAUGGUGUUGUUCCUUGCAAUGCUUGUGUUGACAGAGCAUAAUGCUAUGGCCCAAGAAACACUUGACCCAAUAUGCAUGGCAAAGUGUGUAUUAAAGUGCGGAAAAAAAGCCUGGUGCCUAGCUAAGUGCGUUGCCGGUUGCGUUUUAAUUACGAACACAGAUGAAUCAGUUGAUACUGAGGUUGCAACUCGUAACCAUGUUUGUAAUAUUGGAUGUUCCUUUGGUCAUUGCUCCAAGUUUCUCGUCCAAUAUGAUAAUGAGAAGUUUGAAAGUUGCAUGACAAACUGCAGUGAGAAGUAUUGCUUUGACAAUGCUCUAGAGAAAGCUGCAGCUUAAGAACAAGUUCCAAUAUAAAUAAGUCGAAUUAUGGCCACUAAGUAUGUGUCUAUGACACUAUGUUAUGUACUAAAGCUACUAAAUGCUUUUGUGGUUGUAAUUUUCUAUGUUAUGUGUGUAAUUGUGUUGUAUUAAAUAAAACUCUAGUGCUUCCUACUAAAGCACUAAAGAAGUUAUUUCCGAUAA
Capsicum annuum is the source of this 846-nucleotide messenger RNA. RefSeq names its product protein TAP1. Bases 307 to 660 code for a protein of 117 amino acids. The transcript is spliced from 2 exons. The record is from RefSeq and is a predicted model, not a curated record. Lineage: Eukaryota; Viridiplantae; Streptophyta; Magnoliopsida; Solanales; Solanaceae.